CUGCAUACGAACACUGCUUCACCUAGAGACACCCCGCGCCUUCAUUACACGCAACCUCUCUCCCAUAGGUCAUUCUCACUAUGCCUAUCAAAACCAUCACCCCAAAAGCGCACUUCGUCGCGAAAACCACCGUCGUCAGCCCUCCCGCGGUCGAGCCGGCGCUUCUGCCAACCUCGACUACUGCGACACCAUUUCCUGCUUCGCGAAAGGUUUUUGUCAAUAUCGCGUACUCGGAGCAUAUUCCUGCGCCUCCGAAUGAUGUACCGCUGAACCAUCCCGCGUGGAAUUUGCCGCUCAUCGUUUCUGAGCCGCGGUUGGAUAAGGAUAAAGCUGGGAAGGACUCUACGGUGGUCGACGCCAUCUUCAGUAACACCGUCAAGACGCGCGUCCUGACAGACCCCGAGUUCAAGCUCGCUGUCAUCGAAACGGUCCUACAGCACCUCGAAUCUCUGCCUAAGCAUCGCGGCCUCAUCCUCAGCAGGCAGAUCUCGCAGCCUAACAUCGCGUCGAAGGGCAAGCUCGAGCCGCGCAAGGUCAAUGUGCCGGAUCCUACCCCCAAGGCCUCGCCUUCGAAGAGCGAGAUCGUGACGUCUGCGAACGCUGCCAGUUCGACGGCGCCGAAGUCGAUCCUGAAGAAUAGCGCUGCGCCUUUGCAAAACAGCGCAGCGUCAUCGAAGCCCUUGAUCGAGGAGAUCUCGUCUUCCGAGGCGCCUGCGUCCAAGGAGGAUGUUCCAGCGGCCGCCUUGCAAAAGCUGACGUACACGUACCACCGCGCGCUCACGGACGAGAAGGUGCAGAAUAUCGUGACAAUCCGGCUGCCGCAAGGCGUUUUGACGAACGAAACCCUCAAGCACACCACGCUCGACGUCGAGCCGCACCGUAUCAUCUUCGCGCUCCCGGGAUGCCAGACGCUGGACAUUACCAUCCCGAUGAGCAGCGGCAAGGCACCUGCGAAGGACCCAAUCGCGAUGCAGCUUGCGCGGGCUGCGCCGAUUGACAUCCAGGCGGUGCGCGCGGAGUGGAGGGUGAGGGAUGGGGUGGUGAGGGUGAUUUUCUGAUCGGUAGUGGGGUAGCGGAAUGGUCUUUGUGUAAUAUUCGCUUGCGUUAGGUGCGACAAGGACUUCACGUCCUGCUCAUACCUAGCUCACGAUACCUUCAUGGGUUCAAUUCGAGCACAAAUCAAGGUCGUUGACUUUGUCCGUGAAA
This is a messenger RNA of Schizophyllum commune H4-8, 1206 nucleotides long. RefSeq lists its product as uncharacterized. Bases 81 to 1058 code for a protein of 325 amino acids. The transcript is spliced from 4 exons. Gene Ontology annotation, cellular component: cytoplasm; R2TP complex; ribonucleoprotein complex. Gene Ontology annotation, biological process: rRNA processing; box C/D snoRNP assembly. Lineage: Eukaryota; Fungi; Basidiomycota; Agaricomycetes; Agaricales; Schizophyllaceae. The record is from RefSeq and is a predicted model, not a curated record.